GCACAUUAACUCUGCAACAAGCAACCGAAAUUUUCUGACCAAAUUUAUGUCUGUCCUCUCCUCACUGUCCACGUCGGCACCUUCCUCACAAGCAAAAUGGCACUCCCUAACCUUACCGCCCCUCGCAUUCACCGCAUUUACAACUCUGCCACUGACCUCCCCUCUACCGCCUUCCCCUACCUAUUGCUGCUCCUCCACGGAGCUCAACCACCGAGACCCCCCUCUGUUUUUAGGGUUUAGGGUUUUAUUCUAUUCCGACUUUUGCGCUUGCCCAUUUGAAAAAUUUCCCAAAUUUCGAAGCGGGUGAAGAUUAAUUUCUAAUUCGGAGUGGUGAGCUGGAAUGGAUGAUGGUGUUGUGGACUAAUGGGAAUGGGAUUGCAGGUUUUGGUGGGACGGCCAACGGAGUAGUCAGCAGUGAGUUUUUGAUGCUUUUUCUUGGGAAUGGCUUUCUGGGGUUUUGGUUUUGGUAUCCAGAGGUAGGAAGAAAGUGGCUUUUCUGAAUUUCAUGGUGUUAUUCUGUAGCAAAAAGGUGCUGCAUUGUUCUGUAUUUCGGUUGGGAAUGCAGCUUCUUUUGGGUGCUGAAAUUUGAGUUUGGCGGGUGAAUUUUGGAAUUUCUUUUGAGUUAUUGUGUUUGAUUGGGAAAAAGAUGGAUGGGAGGCGACAUUCUGUUGAUAUUCCUAUCUCGAAAACUCUUGUGCAACUGAGGAGGGUGAGGUCUUUAAGGGAUCCUGAUACUAAUUCUAUGAGCAAGUACUCUGCUUUGGUUGAGAAUGUGAACUGGGAAACGAAUUCGAAUAAUGACAUUUCUGUGCAGUUCAUGAAUAGUUUCCAAGGUGGCUCUGACAAACAUCGUUCUUUUAGAUCAAAGAAUCCGGGUCUGUAUGGACUAGGAGGGGAUUGCAUAGAUGAUUUUGAAUUAGAUUGUGCUUUAGGAAAAUCUAGGUUUAUCUUGCAUGAGAAUUCAGAGUGGAUUGGAAGUACAGGGAGUCGUCUGGUUAGGAGCAAACAAGCUGAAGAAUUUGAUUUUUCAGGAUCAGAUAAGGAAGAUGUGUAUGGAAAUAAAUCCCUCAGUGAUAGACACUGCGGCAGUCAAAUGGAUAAAGGAUUGGCCUUGACAUGCGUCAACCCUUUGGAGGAUGGGGAUUAUGAAGCAGCUGGUAGAUCAUUGCAUUUAGAAAGAACAGAUCAGAUUGCAUCAAAGAGACAAUCACAACGCAAAAAUAAUGUAAAUUCGUUCAGGGAAGUUGGUAAUUUUCGUAAAGUUUGCAGUCCAUGCCGCUCAGCAAGUGAUUCUCUUUCAAGCCAUAGUGCAUCUUUAUUUGUAAAUGAAGAGGCCGAUGCCAUUGAUCACAACCGUCCUAGUUGUGAGGUCAACUGCUGCUGGUCAAGAACCCCUCGAUUCAGAGGAGCUAACCUCCCUUUCAACGUAGAUGAGUUUCCUUUGUUAUACAAGAAUGCAGAUGAGAGUGCGCUUUAUGAACAGAAGAGCUUGAAACACAUUGGCAAUGAAAGGAGUCCGUAUCCUAGGAGUCUGAGUCAGAAAUUCAGGCCAAAAUCUUUUAAUGAAUUGGUGGGACAAAAUGUAGUAGCGAGGUCUCUUUUGGGAGCUAUCUCUAGAGGAAGAAUAGCCUCGUUCUAUCUAUUUCAUGGCCCUCGUGGUACAGGAAAGACAUCUGCCGCAAGGAUUUUUGCUGCUGCGCUAAAUUGCCUUUCGCAUGAGGAGCAUAGGCCAUGUGGUCUCUGCUGUGAAUGUGUUUUGUACUUUUCUGGAAGGAGUGGGGACAUCAAGGAAGUUGAUUCUGUGAGAAUCAAUCGAAGAGACAGGGUUAGAUCUCUUAUUAAGAAUGCAGCUAUUCCUCCACUUUCAUCACGGUUUAAGGUUUUGAUUAUUGAUGAGUGCCACCUGAUGCAUGGGGAAACAUGGGCAACGGUUUUGAAUAGCAUAGAUAACCUUUCUCAACAUGUUGUCUUCGUGAUGAUCACUCCAGACGUCAAUGAGCUUCCCCGAAGUGCAGUUUCACGGUCUCAAAGAUUUCACUUUCCAAAGGUUAAGGACGCUGAUAUUGCAAGCAGAUUAGGGAGAAUCUGUGUUAAAGAGGGUCUUGAAUUUGAUCAGGGUGCUGUUGACUUUGUUGCUUCCAAAUCGAAUGGUUCACUUAGGGAUGCAGAGAUGGUGCUUGAUCAACUAAGUUUACUUGGCAAAAAGGUCACAAUGGCCCUGGCAUACGAGCUUAUUGGAGUCAUCUCGGAUGAUGAAUUACUGGGUUUGCUAGAUAUGGCAUUGUCAUCCGACACUUCUAAUACGGUAAUAAAAGCCAGGGAGUUGAUGAGAUCUCGGGUUGAUCCUAUGCAACUGAUAUCACAGUUGGCAAAUCUUGUUAUGGACAUUCUUGCUGGUAAAUGUCAGGACAAUGUUUCUGAAGUCCGAAAAAAGUUCUGUAGCAGGCACACCUCUGAAGCGGACUUGCAGAAACUGACUUUUGCAUUGAGAAUAUUCUCCGAAACUGAGAAGCAAUUAAGGGUGUCCAAAAAUCAAACAACAUGGCUUACUGCAGCUCUGCUGCAGCUAAGCUCUGUGGAGUCUUCCUCCUCGGAUGGAAAUGGUACAAAAUUGUGUUUCAGAACGGACAGCUUCAAGAAUCUUGCCACUUGUUCAUGCAAGUUAAAUACACCAGACAAGUUGCGCAUGCAGAAGGAUAGUGAUGGAAAGUUGGAAGCCGUAUGGAAGAGAGCUACAGAUUUAUGCCUAUCCAAUUCACUCAAGAAUUUUCUGAAGAAACAAGGAAAAUUGUCUUCCUUGCUUCUUGGUCAAGGUUUAGCAAUAGCUGAGUUGGAAUUCUGCCAUCCUGAUUAUGUAUCAAAGGCUGAGAAGUCGUGGAAGAUCAUUGCAAAUUCACUUCAAUCUAUAUGUGGUUGCAAUGUGGAGAUCAGGAUCAAUCUUGUACCUUGUGCUUCUGAUUCCAAGUAUGCGAAAGUGAAGAAGUCAUCUUUGAGGUUGUUCAGCUGUUCCCGCAGAAUGCAGCAGAAGUCACAGUCAUCUACCAAACGUGGAACUGAUUCAGACUAUUCUGAGUAUACAUCUGAAAAGCCCAUGUUAAGUGACCAACCGACUUUACCUUGCUCCUCUGAGUGUUCUUAUAAAAUGCCAAAUAACUGCAGUGACAGAAUGGUGGUGGUAAGUACUUUGAGAAAUAGCGAAGGAAAUAUACUCAGCACAAGGACUGCCUCAUCCCACAGAUCAUUUGAAGAUGAUAUGUCAAAGAUACCUGGGGUAGUGGUUGAUUCUUCGAAGGAAGAGGGAAGCAACCAUGAAUUCCAGGUUUUAUCUUUUGAAGAACCUGAACAUCAACCAAAUUGUUUUCCUAGAACUCUGAGGCUUCAAAAGAAGUUCCGUUCGUCAAAUGCUUCUCAGACGACCUGUUGCACCAAACAACAUAACAAGACUGCAUCAUAUAGCCUAAGCAAGACAUCUUUUGGUACAUGUCUCGUGGGAAAUGAUUCAUAUGUUUUCUGCAGCGGUGCUUGUAAUAACACUGACAGCUGUAUAAACGAGAAUGUACUGAAGAAGAAUUCAGCCAUGCUCUGUUGGAGAACCCCAUGCUUCACUCGGGAAAGGCCUUACAGUUGAGACAUAAGCGACAACAUUUGAACCGAGGGUGUUGGAUUCUUCCCUGCGCAACUGCUAAGUAGUUCUACAAAGGAGGAGCACAUGAGAAAAUAACCAUAAUUUAUCAUGACAGUUGCAGAGGAGCUCGAAAGACUUCAUAUAUCACAUAUUUCUUUUUGUAGGAUUAUAUUUUGCAAUCUGCAGCGGUUGUCAUUGAUGUUAUAGAUAUUUUCUGGACCCGGAUUCAGGGUUUUACAUAGAGUAUCUAGCAAGAACUGUUUCUUCUCCGAUCUAGUAAGUGUUUCUUGUUUGGUUUCGUACAUGCCUUGCUUACGAAAACAGUACUGUACAACCGGUGUGUACCCUACUAACUCUCGGUCUAGUGAUAUUUCUGCUUCCAAUGCAAUGGAACAUUCAUUACAA
Messenger RNA from Malus domestica (apple), 4030 nucleotides. The record is from RefSeq and is a predicted model, not a curated record. Lineage: Eukaryota; Viridiplantae; Streptophyta; Magnoliopsida; Rosales; Rosaceae.